Messenger RNA from Anopheles aquasalis, 3438 nucleotides. RefSeq names its product DNA helicase MCM9-like. Gene Ontology annotation, biological process: DNA replication; double-strand break repair via homologous recombination. Gene Ontology annotation, cellular component: MCM complex; nucleus. Lineage: Eukaryota; Metazoa; Arthropoda; Insecta; Diptera; Culicidae. The record is from RefSeq and is a predicted model, not a curated record. Gene Ontology annotation, molecular function: single-stranded DNA binding; ATP hydrolysis activity; single-stranded DNA helicase activity.
AAUAAGGAUUCCGUGUUUUGUUGCUGCGCUGUUGAAUUUGUUAAUCUUUUACGUUUUAGUGAAAUGCGUUAAGCGAUUCCGUUAGUUACUGUGUCGAUCGCGCUUUGAAUUCCUUUCUUUACAAUCCGUGUUCGUGGCGAUGGCGAUGGAGGCCUAUCUGAAGCAGUACCACGAUGAAGAGAUUACCGAUCUGCUCAACAAUCCCGACGAUCUGCUGCAUGUUUCGAUACAUGUCAACCUUAGCCACCUGCAGCGGAAACAACCCGUCCUGUACGAACGCAUCCUGCAGAACACCGACGCCGAGGUGCUACGAUGGAACGAGUGUUUGCUACGCGCCCAGAAAGCCCUCAUCGAGGGCAAUCUGUUCCUGGAGCCGGGCUUCCAGAUCAAGCAAAAUUGUCACACACGGUUCGUGAACAUGCCGAUUUCACCGACCGAAGUGUUGCAGCGUAAGCAAGCCUACCCGAGCAACGAUCACGUCGGGCAGUUUCUGCAGGUGAAGGGGAGCGUGAUCCGCAUGACUUCGUCCCGGUUCCUGGAGUUCAAGCGCGAGUACACAUGUACGCGUUGCAAAUGUAAGGUACUGCUGGAGGCCGACUACGGUCGAUCGUACGUGUUCGAUCCUCCGGGAGCGUGCCCGGCAGCGAAGGAAUCUGGCUGCCGAGGGCACCUACAGGCCGUAUCGGCUCAACCGCAGCCAGAGUACUGCCGGGAUUAUCAGGAGAUCCGUAUACAGGAGAUCAUGAGCGAACGGAACGUGCCGGCAUCGUUGGUGGUGACGCUGGAGGAUGACCUGGUCGAUACCUGCCAGCCGGGCGAUUGUGUCACCGUUUGCGGUCGUAUAGAGCACCGAUGGAAACCACCGGUACUGGGAAAACGUACGGAAGUAAGCAUCGCUAUGCGUGCCAACAGUUUGGCACGUGAGGAAAGUAAGGCGAGCUGGGCAAAGGAUUUGCCCGAGCACUUGCUCUGUGUGCAGGCCGAGUGGCAGGAGGUGUUGAGGGAUAUAGGCGAGCUGGCGGCCAGAGAUAUGCUUGUGCAAUCGAUCGCACCCAACAUACGUGGCAUGUAUCCGGUAAAGCUUGCGGUUGCCCUUGCGCUCGCUUCCUGCACGGAACGGCCGGUUGACGCGGACCAGCAAACGGGAACAACCAGCAUACGUGGCCAUUCCCAUCUACUACUGGUUGGUGAUCCCGGUUUGGCAAAGUCGCAGCUUCUCAAGUUUGCCUCGGAGAUUGCUAGCCGAGCAGUUUACACGACCGGAAUGGGAUGCUCAUCAGCCGGACUGACGGCAGCCGCGGUAAAAGAUGAGGGCGAAUGGCAACUAGAGGCCGGUGCGCUGGUACUGGCCGAUGGUGGGAUAUGCUGCAUUGACGAGUUCAAUUUAAUGCGCGAACCCGACAAGGCCUCAAUACAUGAAGCAAUGGAGCAGCAGACUAUCAGCGUGGCCAAGGCCGGCAUGGUGUGCAAACUCAGCACACGGUGCGUGGUGCUGGCAGCCACCAACCCUAAGAACCUGUACACCAUGUCCGACGGCGAAGGUACAUCGGCAGCCAACAUCGGUAUCGGUGGUCCACUGCUAUCACGCUUCGACAUUGUGUUGAUCCUGCGCGAUAUUCGUGCCCCAGACUGGGAUGCCGAUAUCGCAAGCCACUUGCUCAGUAUGGCGCUGCUUGACGAAGAACGGGAACAAUUCGGUGUAGGUUGGUACGAUCGCAUCGAUCAGCUAGCCCAUUGGGAUCUGGAGAAGCUGCAGCUUCAUUUUGCCGCUAUCAAGGACAUUCAUCCACGCGUUUCACCGGAAGCAAACAUGAUUCUCGGUGCGUACUACAGAGCGUGUCGCUCCGAUCCGUUCCGUGAUCCGACACGGACCACCGUUCGAUUGCUGGACAGUCUCUUCCGGCUGGCGCAGGCGCACGCCCGGUUGCUGUUCCGCACAGAGGUUACACCGAUCGAUGCAAUCACCGUUAUCGAGCUAAUGGAGGCAAGUUGGGGCUUUGGGAAGAUUGGCAUCACACCAUAUGAUCCCAUUAAAGCGAAGCUUCCCCUUGGUCCGGAGCAGAGUCUCAUUGAUCGGCUGCUAAGUCUACUGCAGCUGGGCGAACAAGCUGUCCUGGACAGUGCAACGGUUCGACCGAUCGAUCCGAACGUGCUGCGCCGUUAUCAGAGGGACAUGAUUGCUAAGCAGAAGGCUAAGCAGGCAGCGAAGGAAAAGGAAGAGGAACAGCAGCACCGUGGAUUGUUUGCAGCACAGAGCGCGUUAUCACAGCAGCAGCAGCAGCCGUUGAGUGGUUUUACGCCACCUUCAAUAUCAUCCACUCAGAUCACUGCUGGCAUCCCGACAGCCACAGCAACCGAACCGAACCAGCAAACGAAUGCAAGAGACUACUCUAAAUAUGCAAUUCAACCCCGAACCAACUUGAAGAAGCUGAAGAAAGCACCAACCGGCGAUGAAGCAGAGCCAGCAGUGGUCGGGCCAGGGUCAAGAAAGCGAAAGCACCAGUUGGUUGAGGAAGAUCCAUCAUUGAAAACUCCACUGGAUGAUCAAGAACUGGGCGGUUUGCUCGACACUUUGCGAAAGAACUUUGCCACUGAGGAGUUGGAUGUUUCACCGCCCGAUGCGCGCACACAGAUUGACGGAUUCACCGGCCUGAGCAACCAGACCAGCCAGACUAGCCAAAACAAGAACAAAUCGUUCAGUGCACUCCUGGACUCGAGUAAAGUGUUCGGAGAUGAUGAUGAGAAUGAUUUUUUUACGGAUGAGUUAAUCAAAGUAUCCUCUUCUUCGGUUGCCAGCAAAACGCCCAAUGAACCUAUAAAAGACGAACAAAAAACCGUACCAAAUGGGCAUCCAAAAGGCGAUGAACGAUUACCGUCACUGGAUGAUACUGUUUUGACCAACAUCGGAACAGAGGCACAUAGCCAAUCAGCAUAUCAAAUCAAACGUCCAAGCCAAAGACAACUCAAUACUACACAGAUGGUAGCUUCUUUGGUAACUUCUAAACCGAACACUGCGAUCAACGAAGAGGAAGAUGAUCUUUUGAAUUUUGAAAUUGAACCAUCUGGCAGCUGUCCGCUAUUGAAUGAGGAAGAGGACGAGCCGGCAACUGGGCCCGGCAUCCGCACACAAACCCGUCAACGGUUGCAGGAGUUUGAAUUCCAUGUGAAACUGAAGUCGGACCCGCCGAAAGACGAUAGCGCGUACGAUUCCAUGCGCGAUCAUACGAGAGGUGGCCGGCAUGAUCAGAAACAAGGUGGCCAACAAUCACAGUACAGUGGACUUCUUUCCGAUCUGGCUAACAACGGCGAGGACGGUGAUAUCGAACUUAAUCUGUCUGAUAUUGAGCUGUAACGUGUAUGGUGAGAUUAAUAAGUUCAGCCUGUGAUAUCUCUCUUAACAUGUUCAACGCUGUUGACUAAAAGGAAUAUUAAGCCGGA